CCAGUCAUCCGGCUCCAAAACAAACCGACUGAUGUUUCCGUGUUCUCCGUGUAAAGCGCCUAUUUAAAGCAGACGAGCUCUAACAGCUUAUAUAUACAUAUGUAUAUUUCCCGUUCUGACAUCUUCUGAGUCGAGAGAAACCGAAAGAAAAGAGAUAAGAAAUGGGCCGAAAGCUGGACAUGUCGAAUCUGACAGAAGAGGAGGUGGGUCAUGUGCUGCAGGUGGUGCAGAGAGACAUGCAGUUACGUAAGACAGAAGAAGAGCGUCUUAGUGAGUUGAAACAGGAGCUGGAUCAGGAGGAGAGUCGUUGUGUUCUGCUGUCACGCAAGUGUGGCUUUAAUGAGCGGUGCUGCAUCCGAUGUUGCACAUCCUUCACCUUUUUUCUGAAGCCACGCCGCCGCUGCUUGGACUGUCGCUACAACGUCUGCAAGCGGUGCUGCUCGUAUUCUGAAACUGACAAAAGCUGGCUGUGCUUCGCUUGUGAGAAGAGCAGACUUCUGAAGACACAGUCUCUAGAGUGGUUCUACAGUAAUGUGAGAAGACGGUUUAAGAGGUUUGGCAGUGCCAAAGUGCUGAAGAUGCUCUACAGGAGGCACAUUGGAGACCAGGGGAGCCAGGCUGAAUUUACAGAAGGAAGUACAUAUGCUGAAAGCACUGAUGACAGUGUUUAUGAGAGUGACUCUACAUUCUACAAACAUACUGAAGAGCGGAGUAUGGCAGAGAGCAUCAGUGUGGCAUUGCGUGUGGCUAAAGAGGCCAUAGAUGAGGCUAUUACCAAGGCAGAGAAACAACCAGGCAACCAGGAGAAACUGAAGGAGGCUUGUUACCUACGGGACAACAGAGGAGAGCUGAUAGAAGAGCUGACCACCAUGAUUCUGCAGACAAUUAUCUGCAAGAGUCGAGAUCUAUCUGAGAUGCAUACAGAAUGUAAUUUGGAGACCCCACCUGAUCAGAACAGUAAUUCCCAAUCAGCCUCCUCACUUCUCACUGAUGAAAUUCUGGCCCAGCAUAAUAGAACUGAGCAGAGUUCCAUGAACUGCAAACAAGGGCUAAAAAAGGAUGAAGUCCCGGCUGUUGCAAGCUGGAAUCAGAAUAUGGACUGGAUGGAAAACUCCUGUGCAUCCUCAGUGCUGCAGAGUCCAGAUGGAAAUUGGUUUGCCCUGCAGAGUACCCAGAUGCCUACGCUGAGCCUACCGACCAAGCGUGAGAACCUGAUGUUCAGUGCGCUGGAGAAAGAAUCUGGUGUGAUCUCAGCCUAUGAUGGAAUGGCCUCUGACACUGAGUCAGACUCUGACGGAGCAUGGGGUGCUGCCCGGGGGCGGAAACUGUGCACCAGCUACCUGUUAAAUGACCAUCAUGCCACCGGCCCCAAGCCAGCUAUUAAAAUAUCCACAAAAUAUACUUCUGACCAACCCCAGAGUGACAGUGACCAGAACAACCCUGUGCCCCAAAUUAAUAGCCCAUCACUUCCCCUCCUAAAGAGGAAGGUGUCUCUAGAGAACAGGUACAGGCCUUGCCAAUGCCAUAGUGCCAUGGGUGUGACCACAAACCCUUAUGGUGGAGAAAGUAGCGAGGAUGGCCUAGAGGACAACAGGGUCAAGAGGACACGACGGAGGAGAAGACAUAAGCGUGAGGCUACAGAGGGGAACAGCUUGAGAGUAUGCAGUGGAGAAAGGCUGUCUUUAUCUGAACCUCAGGAUUAUGGCAGGAUGCUAUUAAAUUACCUUUUGAAAUGCCAGAGCAAGAGGCAGAGUGUCUCAGAGUUUCCGAGUGAUGAAACCGUGAAUGCAGACACACCAGACUCUGUGACCCCAGACAUUCUGAAAUCUGGUGCCAUGACUCCUGAUGCUUUUACACCAGAUGCAGAAGACCCCACCACUGAGCAUCAUGUUCUGAAUAGUACUUCAGAUCAGCAGCUGACAUCCAAACUGAGAGAACUGACCAAUCAUGCCAAUGGAACACAGCUCUCCUUAACCAGGAAUGGGCUUGAUGGAGUAGAAGAGCCUGUAGAUAGAGAGAGGGAAAAGAAAGAAGAGAGGGACAAAGAGAAAAGAGAAGAAUUAAGUGAUAUGGAGGUGAAUGUAGGACAGAAAGUCUCUGAGGUAAAAGAAGAAAAAGAUCAAAAUGUAGGCAACAGGUUAAUAGAUGUAGAAGACAAUGAGAGAGAAAACAAAAAAUUAAAGAAUUCAGAAACACAGAGCACAAAUAUGAUCGAUAAUUUGCACAAUGAAGAGACAGUAGAGAAACAAAGUGCACCUGAAAUAGAGAGAACUACCAGAAUGUCACUGGAAGAACCCAAAGAGCAUAGACAGAGAGAAUUAUAUAGCACUUAUAACACUGACUCAGAGAGGCAGAUUAAAACUAAUGAAGACGAAGCAAAUUAUUUGAGUGAGAGAACGCAUGAAGAUCAGAAUGCUGAACAGGGAAAGAAAGACAGAUCAGAAUGUACACAGGGAGAUGAUACUGAGUCGGAACCUGUAAAAAAUCAAGACAGUAUAAAGAGUAAGAAACAUAUAGAACUACAGGCAAAAUGUCUUUCGGAGACACCUGUAGAGAUUUGUGGAAAAAGAGAAAAAGAUGAGAGUCAAGAGUGCAGAAAGCAGAAAAAAGACACUGAAUAUGAAGCUGAAAAUAAAAAAGACAAUACAGGAAGUGAACAUAGAAUGAACAAGGAGAAAGAAAGCAUAAGAUACGAUAAUCUUGAUCUUGGUGAGUUAGGGAAGUCGAAAUAUAAGCAAAUGACUGAGAAUGUCGUUACGGGUUUAAAUAUUAUGGAAGAGGAAGCAGAGGCACAAAUCUGCAAUACAACGUACAGCAUAUCAGAUUUCACUGAUGAUUAUUGUAAGGAGAAGGAGGUAAUAAUGGGAAAACAAAAUGAACAAACACAAGAGAGUGAUAUGGAAAAUGAGAGCAGUAGUAACUUCGUUGGGAAAACAGAAGAGCAAAUUUGUGUAGCAGACGCAGAAGAGUGUAAUGUGCACACACUCAAAGAUAUUCUGGACUGCACUACUUCUGGACAGGAAGGGUUUCUCUCCCCAGAGGAAGUCUACAAGAAGUAUUCAGCUGCAUCUCUGCGCAGUAUCACUACUGAGGUGUUGAAGGUUCUCAAUGCUACUGAAGAUCUUAUCCAGGGUGCCAUGGGUCUUAGCCAAUCAGAAUCAUGGCAUAGGCCUUCCCUUCCUCCCACGCAGAGCAGGAGACUAGAUGAGCAGCUCAGCAGAAUAGAGGAAAAUGUAUAUGUGGCUGCUAGUGCCGUAUUUGGGCUGGAGGCUGAACUGGGAGAUCUUGAGGAGUGUGCACGCAGCAUCAGUGGAGAUACCACAGAGGAAGAACUCUCUCAGCUGGAGGAACAGGUGGCAUCAGCUGCAGCUCAAGUAAAGCAGUCUGAGCUCCAGGUGACAGACAUUGCAGCAAGAAUUGCAGCUCUGAAAAAUGCUGGCCUUAAUGUAGCCCCACAGACGCGUUUUGCCAAGCCACAAACCAUAGAUUCAUCUCGCCAGCACCGCCGCCGCCUGCCUGCACCGCCAAUGCAAGGCAAAAAGACGUAGUGAGGCCAGGAGCUCAGGAAGCAUCACUUUACAGCCAAACAAGCAGAACCUCUGUGCCUUUAAUCAGUGAAUUACAGGCCCAAACAACCUUUUCUGUUAAACAUAACCAAAUCAUGCACUCCAAAACUGAUUCUGAUCACUAUUGCCAGACUAUGAGAAUUUUUAAAUGGUCAAAAUGUAAAAGAAAAACAAAAAAAAAAGACCAAAUAUGAUCAUUAUGUGCAUAAUAUAAUUUAAUAUAUUACAGGGUAGAUUUGCUGGAUAUCUUGAUAAGGGCAUCUGCUAAAUGCUGUAAACGUAAACAGUAGGUUAUAUAUGUUCUAGGCACAUACUGUACAUGAGAUCAUAAGUUUUUGAUCCUUUGCCAAAUGCAUUUGAAAGAUUCUACACUGAUCAGGCUUUAUUAAUUUUGUUGUUAAAAUCUUAUUAUAACUCUUUUUAUUUCAACUCUUUCUACAAGAAACAUCUAAAUUUUGUUUUUCACAGCACCACUUUUAAGAACAUUGCUAACAAAUCCUGACCAUUUCUGUGCAAUUAGCUAGUAAAGCCUUCCAGAGAAAUACAUUUACAAGAAUCACACACUAGAAUCAUAUAUACAAAUAAAAAUGUGUAGUUAUUUAGUGUGCAUUAAAAUUCUUUAUGUAAUAUCA
Tachysurus vachellii is the source of this 4198-nucleotide messenger RNA. It is a transcript of the gene myripa, whose product is annotated as myosin VIIA and Rab interacting protein a. Gene Ontology annotation, biological process: intracellular protein transport. The transcript has 16 exons. The record is from RefSeq and is a predicted model, not a curated record. Gene Ontology annotation, molecular function: myosin binding; actin binding; small GTPase binding. Gene Ontology annotation, cellular component: cortical actin cytoskeleton. Bases 162 to 3548 code for a protein of 1128 amino acids. NCBI's taxonomy places the organism in Eukaryota, Metazoa, Chordata, Actinopteri, Siluriformes, Bagridae.